This is a messenger RNA of Mauremys reevesii (Reeves's turtle), 2236 nucleotides long. It is a transcript of the gene MPST, whose product is annotated as mercaptopyruvate sulfurtransferase. Gene Ontology annotation, cellular component: mitochondrion. Lineage: Eukaryota; Metazoa; Chordata; Testudines; Geoemydidae. Gene Ontology annotation, biological process: transsulfuration. Gene Ontology annotation, molecular function: thiosulfate-cyanide sulfurtransferase activity. The coding region runs from base 16 to 1185 and encodes 389 amino acids. The record is from RefSeq and is a predicted model, not a curated record. The transcript is spliced from 3 exons.
CACCCUGGCUGCCAAAUGCCUGUUUGGUUCAUUUCCUUCUCGCCUUGCAGGCGGCCCGAACCAUUAUUGCAGGGGGGGGUGGAAACAGCCUCCGCUUCCCAGGAGAGUGCUGAGCGGGGCCACCCCCUCCGGCAACCACACCCGCUGGUGCCUGGGAGCCGAGGGGCGCUGCUGCGGGUUGGCUCUGCGCCAGGAGGGCCGGUGCGUGGGCUCCCAUCUGCCCCCCGCGCUGCCCCGGCCUCCUACGGAAAACCCCAGAGACUGUCUGAAUCUGUCCAGGACUCAGGAGCAAUGUCUCAACAGUUCCUUUAUCGGGCACUGGUGUCGGCUAAGUGGCUCUCAGAAACCAUCAAGUCCCCUCAGGCUGGGCAGGCUGUGAAGAUCCUGGAUGCAUCCUGGUACCUCCCGAAGAUGAAGCGUGACCCCCGGCAGGAGUUUGAGGAGCGCCAUAUCCCUGGUGCUGCUUUCUUUGACAUCGACCUAUACAGCGACCGCACGUCACCAUAUGACCACAUGCUGCCCAGUGCGGAUGACUUUGCGGAGUAUGUGGGCAAGCUGGGUGUGGGGAACGACUCCCAUGUGGUUGUGUAUGAUGCCAGUGAUCAGGGUCUCUUCUCUGCUCCCCGUGUCUGGUGGAUGUUCCGGGCCUUUGGGCACCAUGCCGUCUCUCUUCUGGAUGGUGGGCUGAAGAACUGGCAGCGGGAGGGGUACCCACUGAGCUCUGGCAAGAACCGAGCAGUUCCUGUGGAGUUCCAUGCCUCCCUGGACAAGUCACUGGUGAAGACCCAUGAGGACAUAGAGGAGAACAUAGAGUCACAUCGCUUUCAGCUGGUUGAUGCUCGCCCUUCAGGGCGGUUCAGAGGGACGGAGGCAGAGCCCAGGGAAGGAAUUGAGCCUGGUCAUAUCCCUGGCUCCCUGAACAUCCCCUUCUUGGAUUUCCUCACAGAAGCUGGCUUUGAGAAGACCCCUGAGGCAAUCUGCAGCUUAUUCCAGGAGAAGAAAGUGGACCUCUCAAAGCCAGUGGUAGCCACAUGUGGCUCAGGAGUCACUGCCUGCCAUGUGGCCCUGGGGGCAUACCUCUGUGGCAAGCCAGAUGUGGCUGUCUACGAUGGUGCCUGGGUGGAGUGGUACAUGCGGGCGCGGCCUGGAGAGGUCAUCUCUGAGGGUAGAGGCAAGACCCUCUGAAGCAACACUUCUGCCCCUGCAGUGCAGACAAAUUGCCUUGGAACAGGCUUUGGGAGAUGGUCUUAGCCUUUCCUGUUUUCAAAUCAUAGUGGUCUUGGGUGGCAAAUCUAGAACAUACAUGGUUCUAGCCCCUUCCCCACCCCUCAUUUUUCUGGGCAUGGAAGAUGCCUUUUUACAGCAUCUUACUGGGUUGGGGGAAAGCACUUGUCAUGGGAUGGUAGAAUAAUUGAGUCAGGCUGGACUCAUCAGCUGGGAUGAGCUCUCCUGACUGGACACUUAACGAGGAAGAUGAGUGGAGGUGCAGUUUAGGUUUCUCCUCAUAUUUGGACUCUGAUUUGUUCUCAGCCAGUUUUGCAUCCACCAUUGUUCCUGGGGAACUUGAAAUCAUGUUUCUUUCUUUCUUUCUUUCUUAAAGUAUCUAAUUCAAAGGUUACAUAAUAAAAACAUUUAAUGAGUUUAAAGGUUUUUCUCCUGAACUGAGCCUGGGACAGUAUAGCUGGGGUUUCUCCUUCCCCACUCACAGAGGCAUCUUGCUCUGUAUCCCUCCACAGGGAGUGUUUAGUUAGCACAGCUACAUGCAUCCAGCAUAUGUCUACAGUGGAGCUGGAGGUGUAAAAUUCAGCUCCGACAGACAUACCUGUACCAGCAUUGGAGCUGCGUCGUCGUGAGGAGCCGGCCCAAGGACAUACUUGCAGUUUCAGACUGGAUCAUGCUUGGGGCUGAUAGCAUAUCAUGCAGUUCAUGCGGCUGCAGCUACGUUGCUGUUUUUAGUGUGCUAACUCAAUCACAGCUAGUGCAGGUAUGUCUACCCAGGUGGCAAAUUACACUUCCAAUGUAGACAUACCCUUAUUCUCUGUGAAGGAAGCUCUUCUGAUGAAGUAAAUGCAGUAUUUGUUUCAUCCUUGGUAGGUAUAUUUCAGUUUCCCUGGGAGAGCCCUGUGGAUCAAAUAAGAAAGGGCAGCAUACCUCUCUGUUUCAAUCUGCAGCCAUGCAAUUGUGUGACUUUCAGAUACCACACUCCAAUUCAGCAUGAUACUUACAUGUGCCUAAC